This is a messenger RNA of Chlorocebus sabaeus (green monkey), 553 nucleotides long. Lineage: Eukaryota; Metazoa; Chordata; Mammalia; Primates; Cercopithecidae. The record is from RefSeq and is a predicted model, not a curated record.
AGGAGGAGGAGAGGAGAGCUGUGGGUGUCCACCACCAGCUGCUCUUAAAUCCUGCCAGGGCAGGUAGGGUCAGUGUGAUUCAACUUGUCCCUGAGGGGUGCAGAGAGGACUCUUCCUGUUCCUUUGCAGCUGAAGGAUGAUGGCUGAGCCCUGGCAGGCCCUAAGCCUCCUGCUGGCCAUUCUAUUGACUCUGAUGACCCUCACCUACCAAGCAAGGAAGAAAACCUUUCUAAGUGUCCAUGAAGUGACGGCAGUAGAAAACCAUGCGAAGGACACCUUGCAAUGGAUCACCGACCAGUACAACAAGGAAAGUGAUGACAAGUACCACUUCAGGAUCUUCCGAGUCCUGAGAGUCCAGAAGCGGGUGAGUGUAUGACUUCCCGCCUCUCCCCAGGCCUGAUACGUCCACAUCAGGCGGCCACUGGUGUCAGAAAUAGUCCCACUCAAGGGAAAUUCAACCUUGCUUAGUUUGAAGUGAGCACUUUAAGAGAAGCAUAAAUUCACUAGGGUGAAUGAAGUUACGGCACUUAAACGAAACCCAGGGCCAGGGAUC